AUGCCUUCGCCCAUCGACCCGCUCUCGCUCCCGAACAACGCGGCCUCCUGGUGGUUCCGCGACCCAGGCCUGCGCGCGCUCGCGUGGCCCAUUGUCGUCGGCUUCGCAUCCACAAUCUCGGCAGGCUACGACGGCUCGUGCAUGACCGGUCUGCAGGCGAACAAACGCUACUUCAUGCCGGCGAUCGACAACCCCGACGCGAACAAGCUCGGUAUCAUCGUAGCCGCGUACACGCUCGGCGCGCUCCCCGGCCUCCUCCCCGCGUCGUACUUCGCCGACCGGUGGGGCCGGCGCGUCGCCCUGGGUAUGGGGUGUGUCAUAAUCAUCGCAGGCGGGCUCGUGCAGGCACUCACCACGGGCGGGUGGCAUAUGUUCGCCGGCCGCUUCAUCGUCGGGCUCGGCGGAGUCAUCGCAUCCAUUUCCGGAACCCCUUAUGCUGCGGAGAUCGCGCAUCCGCGUAAUCGCGCACAGGUUGGCGCGCUGACAAACACUUGUUGGUACGUCGGGUCAAUCAUCGCGGCGUGGACGGCGUUCGGGACGUCGUUCUGGGCCAACGAGUGGUCGUGGCGCCUCGUCUGCCUCAUGCAGGUCGUACCGCCGGCGUUCCAGCUCGUCUCGCUCCCAUUCCUGCCUGAGUCGCCGCGCUGGCUCGUUUCCAAGGGGCGGUACGAGGAGGCCCACGCCCUACUGGCACGCUACCACGCCAACGGGGACCGCGAGGACGCACUCGUCCUCUUCGAGCUGCAGGAGAUCAAGGAGGCGCUCGCGGCGGAGAAGGCGGCCACCCAAGGCGUGGGAUACAGUGCGUUCCUGAAAACCCCGGGUAAUCGGCACCGCCUCGCGAUCCUCAUCAUGGUUGGCCUGUUCUCGCAGUGGGUCGGCAACGGGAUCAUCUCGUACUAUCUCGUCUCGAUUCUCGAGAGUGUUGGGAUCACCUCCGAAGCACAGCAGCAGGGAUACAAUGGGGGCCUGCAGAUCUACAACUGGCUCAUGGCGAUCGCGGGCUCGCUGAGCUGCGAGCGCGCCGGCCGGCGCCGCUUGUGGCUCACCUCCGCCGUAGGCAUGUUCUUCUCCUUCAUCGUGAUUAUGGGCUGCUCCGCAGCCUACGAUCUCGGACUGCACUCCGCCGGCCCCGCCGUCCUCGCGUUCCUCUUUGUGUAUUUCGGCUUCUACGACAUCGCGUUCACAGGCCUCACGCUCGCAUACCCCCUCGAGAUCCUGCCGUAUUCGCUCCGCACCCGCGGCCUCGCCAUCCUCCAGUUCUGGGUCACUGUCGCUCUCUGUUUCAACCAGUACGUGAACCCCAUCGCUCUCCAGGCCAUCGCGUGGAAGUACUAUUCCGUCUACAUCGUCGUGCAGGCCGUCGCAGUCGUGUGCAUCUACUUCUGGUUCCCCGAGACACGCGGGUUGCUCCUCGAGGAGGUCGCGACGGUGUUUGAUGGCCCGAACGCGGUGACUUCUCAGCAGGAGACCUCGGAGGGCAAAAAGAGGACCUCAAUUGAGCAUAAUGAGGUGUUGGGUGGACGUGACUACGGCGACGCCCGUGCAGCUUGAGGAAGAGUACGAGUAUGUGACGGGGGAUGUCCAUACGCUUCUUUUAAUUGUCUCGCUUAGAAGCGUG
Cutaneotrichosporon oleaginosum is the source of this 1621-nucleotide messenger RNA. RefSeq lists its product as uncharacterized. Lineage: Eukaryota; Fungi; Basidiomycota; Tremellomycetes; Trichosporonales; Trichosporonaceae. Gene Ontology annotation, cellular component: membrane. Gene Ontology annotation, molecular function: carbohydrate:proton symporter activity. Gene Ontology annotation, biological process: carbohydrate transport; transmembrane transport. The record is from RefSeq and is a predicted model, not a curated record.